Messenger RNA from Drosophila takahashii, 1796 nucleotides. It is a transcript of the gene pHCl-2, whose product is annotated as pH-sensitive chloride channel 2. Lineage: Eukaryota; Metazoa; Arthropoda; Insecta; Diptera; Drosophilidae. Gene Ontology annotation, biological process: chemical synaptic transmission; nervous system process; signal transduction. Gene Ontology annotation, molecular function: excitatory extracellular ligand-gated monoatomic ion channel activity; transmitter-gated monoatomic ion channel activity involved in regulation of postsynaptic membrane potential; transmembrane signaling receptor activity. Gene Ontology annotation, cellular component: synapse; plasma membrane; neuron projection. The record is from RefSeq and is a predicted model, not a curated record.
UGGCCGUGAAACCGCAGCGCGCGAAAAAGAAAAUAUAGAAAAUCGUCGCGAAAUCGUCGCCCUCCUGGAAAGUUACUAAUUGAGUCCCGUGAUUCAGAAAGAACGAGUUGCAAACUAUGACUAAGUGGAGAAUGGAUAUACUGGGAAUUUUCGUACUCAUCAUUAGCUGCUUGGGAUUAUCAAGUGCGCUCGGAGUCCAUCUGAGCGAUCUUCAGCAGGACCUGGCUGCCAAUGGAUCGGUGGUUCUGACCCCUUUAAACAGUACGGAUGCCUUUGAUGUGUCUAUCAACUUGUCCCAAUCGACGGUCAACAAUUGUCCUUCGCUGAAAAAUGCGGAAUCCAUGUCGCAAAUGGAAUUGCUCACCCGUUUAACUGCAGGCUGUCGCUAUGACAGGAUGGUUCCGCCCGCCGUUUACAAGGAUGGAGAGCAGGUGCCCAUGGACAUCUAUGCCCGUUUCUACAUUUACGUGAUGAAGAACCUGGACUCGAGUGAUCUGCAGUUCAUGGUGCAGGGUCUGCUCCAGCUGAGAUACUUGGAUCCGCGACUGGCUUUCUCCAGUUAUCUGCCGAACAGAAGGCAGCCAAUAAUGGGUGAAUCGGAGCUGAAGAAAAUGCUCUGGGUGCCACAUAUAUUUCUGAGGAACGAAGAGGACUCCACUGUUCUGGGCACCAGUGCCAAGGAUGAAUUGACCUCUAUAUAUCCCAAUGGCACCGUUUUGACUUCCACGAGAUUGCAGGCGACUCUCUAUUGCUGGAUGAACUUCCAGAAGUUCCCCUUCGAUGAGCAAAAGUGCACUACGAUCCUGGAAAGUUGGAUGUAUAAUACCUCCCUAGUGCAACUUCAUUGGGAGACGAACCUCCCGGUGUCCUUUGACAAACAACUUCAGCUGACGGAAUACAACCUCAUUGGCUCCUUGUACAAUGAAUCGAUAAGAGUGUCGAAUAGUUCUUAUAUGACCCAUGGUUCCUUGGAGGGCAACUACAGCAUAAUUAGCUUCACUGUUCUGCUGACCCGUGAAGUGGGCUACUAUGUGAUUGACUACUUUCUGCCCUCUAUCAUGAUUGUGACCAUUUCGUGGGUGUCCUUCUGGCUGCAGGCGGAUCAAACUCCUGCCAGGACUACCCUAGGUUGCACCACCCUGCUCUCCUUUAUAACGCUUUCCUUAUCGCAGGAGAACGACCUGAUGAAGGUGAGCUAUGUGACCAUGUCGGAGGUGUGGUUCCUGGUCUGCACCAUCUUCAUUUUCGGCAGCCUGGUGGAGUUUGCCUUUGUCAACACCAUUUGGCGGAGGAACAACGAUCUGCAGCUCAAGAAGCGAACCACCAAGUAUAUUGUCAAGUCAACAUUUGUACCCAAUCUGAAGAGACAUCGUCGACAUGGCUAUCGGAGGACCGAUAGCACCAUGAGUACGAUGAGCACCACCAGCAUGGACAAGUCGUGUGGUCCCAAUAACACGGUGAUCACCAUAGAGACUCCCAUCAUCAUAGGAGGCAGUCUCAGUCGCGAGGAUUCGGCCAUAAGUCUAGAUGAGCAGGAUGAGACCUCCACAUCCUCAUCGAGUGAUUCGGCGAAGGAGAAACCCCCUCAGACCUUUGCCACCAUGACACCCAAAGAGGUCUCCCUGUGGAUCGACCGAAAGAUGCGGUUCGUCUUUCCGCUGGCCUUCGUCGUCUUCAAUGCCCUGUUCUGGACCCUGGUCUACUGCCUUUGAGGAUCCCACUUUAAAGAGCCAUUCUGUGAUCCUGGAGCAUCCUCACCCCCGCCUCAUUAGCCUUAGUUCUUGCAGUAGAGCUUG